UUAGUUUCAAAAAAUGUAUAUAUCAAGUAAUGAACACUCCCUUUAACCAGCAUUCAAACCUUCAUUUGUUUCUUGCAAAAAUAAAAUAAAAAUGGAUACCAAACAACACUACAAAUCAACUCAUUUGCUUUUGAUUUGUCUAUCAAUAUUGAUCCUGCAUCAAUGCUCAGCUUUUGGAUCAAUGUUAAGAGGGGGUCAUGCAAACGUUUUGUGCAUAACAAAGGAGAGGGAAGCUCUUCUCGAGUUCAAACGAGGUCUCGUAGACGAACAUAACAUGCUUUCUUCAUGGAAAAAUGAGGAAUGUUGUUCUUGGAGUGGUGUGAAAUGCAGUAACACAACAGGCCAUAUACUAGUCCUGAAUCUUCGUGGUAACUUCGACACGUCUUUGACAGGUAAUAUCAGUUCAUCAUUGGUUAAGUUGCAGUAUUUGAAGUACUUGGACCUUAGUUUCAAUGAUUUUGGUGGACAAAUACCAAAAUUUAUCGGUUACUUCGAAAGACUAGAGUACCUUAAUCUCUCAUCUAGUUUCAAAAACACUGGUCUAAUUCCAAUUCAGUUCCAAAAUCUAGCACACUUAAAGACUCUUGAUCUUAGUUUAAAUUCUUUAACAGUGAAAAGCCUUGAGUGGCUUUCUAAUCUAGUGUAUUUGGAGUACUUAGAUCUUCGUUUUUCCAACGUGCAAGCGAAAAACUGGUUACAGGAGAUAAUUAAGCUUCCUAAUUUGAGGGAGUUGUAUUUAUCAGCCUGUCAACUCCCUGUAAUCAUUCCUUCAUCACUUGUAUCAACCAAUAUUUCCUCGUCUCCUCUUUCGAUCCUUGAUAUCUCCUAUAAUGGAUAUUCGUCCCCUGCAAUAAAUAGUUGGUUAUUUAACCUCACUAGUCUUACUAGCCUAGAUCUUACGGGUAACGAGUUAGGACAACUGUCUAGUGGCUUUGGGUACUUGAAGUCUUUGGAACAUCUUAAGCUAUUUGGAAGUGGUAUUCAAGGUGGGAUACCAAAGUCUUUUGGGAGUUUAAGUCGUUUACGCUAUAUUGAUGCAGAUUCCAAUAACUUGUUAAGUCAACCAUUUUCUGAGUUGCUUGAUAACUUAGCUGGGAGUAAUCAAUCACUUGAAUAUCUGUCGUUUGAGGAAAAUGCACUCACUGGUUCAUUGAUUAAUCUUACUAGAUUUUCAUCCUUGAGGAAGUUAAGGCUACAAGGAAAUUCGUUGAAUGGCAUUUUCCACGAAAGUUUCAGACAAAUCUCCAGUCUUGAGUAUCUUGAUUUGUCUAAUAACCAAAUGACAGGGCCAUUACCAGACUUGGAAUUCUUUCCAUCAUUGACAGAGUUGAACUUACAGUCCAAUCACUUUUAUGGAACGAUACCACAAGGUUUAGGGAAACUUUCAGAGCUUAAAAUCUUGGAUGUGUCUUUCAAUAGACUGCAAGGCUUACCGGAUAGCUUGGGGAAACUUUUCGACCUUGAAAGUUUUGAUGCUUCUAAUAAUUUGUUAGAAGGUACAAUCUCUGAAUCCCAUCUUUCCAACCUUUGCAAGUUGAAAAGCUUAAACUUGUAUUCCAACUCAUUGACUUGGAAUGUUAGCGUUGAUUGGAUUCCGUGUUUUCAACUUCAAGUUAUCAGCCUUUCGUCUUGUAAUCUUGGACCGUACUUCCCAAAAUGGCUUCAAACUCAAAAUGAGUACUCAGUUCUGGAUCUAUCUCUUGCUAGUAUCUCAGACACAAUGCCUAGUUGGUUCUCAAAGUUGCCUCCCAUGUUAACAUACUUGAAUCUCUCGUACAACCAAAUCAGCGGAAAGAUACAAGAUUUAUCAUCCAAUAAUAUCAGUCCCAUUAUCAUAGAUUUUGGUUAUAACAAUUUUUCAGGACCCUUACCAACAUUUCCUCAACUGGUUAGUCAAUUGCGUAUUGACAACAAUCAGAUUUCUGGAUCACUUAACUCCAUAUGCAAAAUUCGUUCAGCUGUAACACUUGACUUGUCCGAUAAUCUCUUGUCCGGAGAGAUUCCUGAUUGUUGGACUCUCAUGUCUGCUCCAAUGGUCCUUAACUUAGCCAAUAACCGUAUAUCUGGAAGCAUUCCGUACUCUCUUUGUUCUUCGACAUCCUUGAGCUCUCUAUACGUGCGUAACAACAAUUUAAGUGGACAGUUUCCUGCCUCUUUGAAGAAUUGCAAAGGUUUGAAAGUCUUGGAUUUGGGAAGAAACACAUUUAGUGGAGAAAUCCCAGAAUGGAUAGGGACUGAGUUAGCUUAUUUGGGGAUUCUGAGCCUUCGAUUCAACGAAUUCUCUGGGAGCAUUCCUCCAAGUAUAUGUCAGCUUCAAUCUAUUCAGAUACUGGACCUUUCUGGCAAUCGUUUAUCAGGAAGAAUUCCGAAAUGCCUCAGCAAUUUCACCACAAUGCAACUUUUGCAAGAUGGUUCAAGUGUGAGCUAUGACUUCGAUCCAUACACCCCUCGAGUAGGUACACUGUACCAUGGCAAUGCAUUAGUCCAAUGGAAAAACAAGGAGUCAGAGUAUCGUAACAUCUUGUGGCUUCUGAAAACCAUCGAUCUGUCUAGCAACGAACUAGUCGGUGACAUCCCAAAUGAUUUUAGCAGAAUGAAUGCAUUGCUGUCAUUGAACCUAUCAAGGAACAAUUUGUCGGGAAGUAUCAUUGAAGGAAUUGGUUUAAUGAAGAUGUUGGAGUCUCUUGACUUGUCGAGGAACCAUCUCUCGGGGAAGAUCUCAGUAGGGCUCGCUAACCUGACGUUUCUUAGCGUGUUGGAUUUGUCAAACAACAACUUGUCAGGGAGAAUACCAUCGAGCACUCAAUUGCAAGGCUUCGACUCCUCAACCUAUGAAGGGAAUAUUCAGCUAUGUGGCCCUCCUCUUCCAGAGUGUCCUUCAUUUGCUCCUCCAAAUCUUCAUGUUGGUCAUGACAGUAGUUUUCAAGAAAAUGAUGAUGAUGAUGAUGAGUUUCUAUCAAGAGAGUUUUAUAUAUCGAUGGCGUUAGGGUUCAUUGUUGCAUUCUGGGGAGUGUUAGGAUCUUUGUUCUUCAACAAUUCAUGGAGCAAUGCUUAUUUUCAGUGGCUCUAUCUUUAGCUCAAUAUGUAAAUAUUCUAUGAAUGGCUUGUAAUCAAGAGAACUUCUUGUAUAUCUGAUAUUAUAACUUCUUUUAAAUUCUGGUAAUUCUACUUGAUGA
Molecule: messenger RNA, 3176 nt
Organism: Solanum lycopersicum (tomato)
Lineage: Eukaryota; Viridiplantae; Streptophyta; Magnoliopsida; Solanales; Solanaceae
Product: receptor-like protein EIX1
Molecular function (GO): protein binding
Source: RefSeq, a predicted model, not a curated record